CCAACGUGCCGCGAUCUAUUUAUUCGUUCGUGAUCGGUAUGUGCUACGUUGAACUGAUUGAAAAUAAAAAUAAACCGUGAACUUGUUGGGAAAAAUUUCGGGAAUUGAUUUUGCGUGAAUUAUCGGUUAAUUAGGGAAACAGUCAACCGAAAAGGAAAGUGAUUCAAGAUGCGUAUUAUCGUGGUGUUGAUCAUCGCGGUAUGUGUCUCCGUUGCUGAAUUCAGUGUUGUACCUGAUACAGGUUUGACGACAAAUCUUCGAGAGAUUUGGGGCAACGACGAUUUUGUGAUCGCCAUAUCGAACAUCAAAUUGAAACGGAAGGAAUUGGAACUAACUCCUGAUAUUUUACUAGCAAUAAAAUAUGACAGGCUUGAAACGAAAAUGGUUCUCGUGCUCGAAAGGAAAACCAAACGAGUGAUCCUCGAAAGUAUCGAUGAGAAUGGUCGUCGAAGGGAAGAACACAUAAACGUGGAUACGACGAACAUGCUCGCUCCUGUGAAGAACAUGACUAUCUUAGUGCAUCAGAGUCAGCACGAAGGUUGCAUGCACGUCUACAUUGAUUGCGCUUAUCAAGGUGUGAUACCAUUGAGGAAAACCUUCCGGAAAUUUGCAGAAAACGAUGACAAUCUUCCUGUAAAAGCGUUUAGGGGAAGGAGGAACCACGUGAAAGUGUAUCCACUAAUAUCCAUCAGAGAUACUCUAAAGCGAGAGAACUGCAAUUUGGCUGACAUGGACACGUUGCAGAACAUCUUCAAGCUGAAAGAGUCACACGAAUGUGCUCCAAAAUCGACCAAAGAUCAUUCGGAUGAUUUCGACGAACUGCUGAUCAACAUGUAUAGACCUCACAUAAAGUUAAGCGGCAAGCAAAGUCAUCAUCGAUCGAAAGCACAUACGCACGACUUCGGUACCAGGUCCUCAGACGUGUCCGCAGAUCAGUUCGACGAUUUCGAUGAAUCGGAUUUCAGAGAGACGCAUCGAUCGAAUCACGAUCAUCGUUUCGCUGAGCGAGGUCAAUCGAAUUUAUACGAUAAACGCGUUAGCGAAGAUGAUAGCGGUAAAUAUGGUUCAACGAGUGACCUCGGAGUUGAUCAGCCAGAUCUUUCAAAUCAUAUGAAACGAAUGCAGCGAACACGAGCUGAGUACUUUGAUGGAACUGUUCCUGAGAAAUUAGGAAAGUUUAAUCAUUCUGAUGAAUUAGACGUGUUGAGUCAAUCGGACGGGAAUUAUAAACGGGUUCCCAGAAGAGGGGACAUAGCGAUUCAAUCUCUGGACGAAAGAGUUUGCCUAACGGAUAAUCAGAUUGUGAAGACAUUGAAUGAGCUGAUCGAAGCUACGAAGAAGGUCUGGCGAGAAAUAGAAUUAAACAGACUGGAAACACAACACCUUCGGCAAUUAAUCGAAAAUUGCGCAGCCUGUCGUAUGCUCCCCGUUCCACCGACGACCACGACGGCAACUCCCCCUCCUAGUUGCGAUUACAAGUCGCCGUGCUUCCCGGGCGCUGACUGCCGUAACACACCACGCGGGCCACAAUGCGGAGCAUGUCCGCCGGGUUAUACCGGCGACGGAUAUCGUUGCAUGAAAAUUAGUUGCGCGCACAACCCUUGCUUUCAUGGUGUUCAAUGCUACGACAUCGCGAAUGGAUACAGUUGUGGAAAAUGUCCCUCCGGUUAUGUAGGCGAUGGAAGGCACUGUGAACGUCGUAGGAAUGGCUGUGAGUCGCACCCCUGUUACUCAGAAGUGCAAUGUGAGCCAGUUCUUUAUCCACCGUAUUUCAGAUGCGGUCCUUGUCCAAACGGAUACGCUGGUAAUGGUUCCACGUGCAUUGACAUAAAUGAGUGCGAAAUAGCGCAACCUUGCCAUCCAGGAGUACGAUGUAUGAAUCUCCGUCCAGGGUUCAGAUGCGAACCAUGUCCACCAGGAUACACUGGGGUACCAAUGGAAGGAAUUGGUUUGGAAUUUGCAAGAGGUCGUAAACAAGUCUGUCAAGAUAUAAACGAAUGUGAAAAUAACAAUGGAGGUUGUGAUCCAUAUAUGGAAUGCAUUAACACGGAGGGUUCGUUCAGAUGUGGUGCUUGUAGAGCGGGUUUCAUAGGAAACCAAACAGUUGGCUGCCACCCUAGACACAGUGUCUGUCCAGAUUUAAUAACUGUUUGCGACGUAAACGCAGACUGCAUUUGCAUCGAGGCAAAUGAGUACACAUGCAGAUGUCGCGUUGGAUGGGCAGGAGACGGUCUGACUUGUGGCCUGGAUAGGGACAGCGAUGGAAUUCCUGACAGAAAUCUCCGCUGCCAUGAUCGACGUUGUCGCAUGGACAACUGUCCAUUGAUACCGAACAGUGGCCAAGAGGAUGCGGAUAGAGAUGGCAUCGGUGACGCGUGUGAUCUGGACGCCGAUAAUGAUGGCGUCUUGAAUUCUUUGGAUAACUGCCUUUUAAUCCCGAAUCCCGGUCAGGAGGAUACUGAUCGCGACGGUCCCGAUUCAAUCGGUGACGUCUGUGAUAAUUGCCCACUAGUAAGAAAUCCGAAACAGGAGGACACCGAUGACGAUGGCAUCGGUGAUGCUUGUGAUGACGACAUCGACAACGAUGGUAUUCCAAAUCACCUGGACAAUUGCCUAAGAAGGAAGAAUCCAGAUCAAAGUGACGUAGACAUGGAUGGAAUUGGUGAUGCCUGUGACAACUGUCCUUUCAAUUUCAAUCGAGACCAAUUGGAUCAAGAUGGCGACGGGGUAGGUGAUGCUUGCGACAACGACAACGAUAGGGACAGGGAUGGUGUACAAGACGAUAGAGACAACUGUCCUGAUAUAGCAAAUCCAGGACAAAAUGACGAUGACAGAGAUGGUAUAGGAAAUGAAUGCGAUAAUGACAUGGAUAAUGAUGGUGUACCGAAUGACCGUGACAAUUGUCCUUACGUAUAUAAUCCAGAUCAACGUCACACUCAUAAUGAUUACAUUGGUGAUGCUUGCUGGAACGACAAUGAUAACGACACUGUGAAGAACAAACACGACAACUGUCCAAACAAUAGUUUAAUUUGGACAACAGACUUCAGAAAGUACACUACAAUUGCUUUGGACCCCAUUGGUACUGCUCAAGAAGAUCCAGUUUGGGUAAUACAUAACGAGGGUGCUGAAAUUCAGCAGCUUGUAAAUAGUGAUCCUGGAAUUGCUAUUGGUCCAGAUAUCUUUAGUGGCGUAGACUUCGAGGGUACCUUCUUCGUCGAUGACGAUGGAGACGACGACUCUGUUGGUUUUGUGUUUUCCUACCAAGACAACCGUAGAUUUUAUAUCGUGUCUUGGAAAAAGGGUCAACAACCAUAUUGGAUGCCGACUCCAUUCAGGGCGGUAGGUGAUCCCGGGAUCUUUUUGAAACUCGUAGACUCGAACACUGGUCCUGGAGAAUUGCUCAGAAACAGUCUUUGGCACAACGAGGACACCCCUAAUCAGGUGAAAAUCCUCUGGCACGAUCCGAAGAAAAUAGGCUGGAAAGAGAGAACGCCCUAUAGAUGGCACCUCUUGCAUAGACCUAAAAUCGGUUUGAUUAGAUUCCGACUUUACCAAGGGAAACAACUGAUGGCUGAUUCGAGAAACGUCUACGACUCGACUUUGAAGGGUGGCAAACUAGGUGUAUAUUGCUUCUCUCAGGAAAAGAUCACGUGGUCAAAUUUGCUGUACAAGUGUAAAGAAACUGUCCCGCAGUCAGUAUGGAACGAGUUGCCAGCGAACUUGAAGAAGGAAGUGGACGUCGAGAUGAGUAACGAAGUCAAGUCUCAUUACAGUCAACAAUCUACGUAUUACGACUCACAUUAAGUUCGCGAAAUUUAUCCCGUUAUAUUAGACGAACUUCGUCUAAACCGGAUGUCAUAGAUUUGGUUCGUUUUCCGCGGUAAAAACUGAAAGGUAGUCUUACUCGUGUGGAUAUAUAUUAAUAUCUUGUGUACGUUUCUCAUUCGAUAUGGCCAAACCUCGUUCUACCGAUCAACUUUUCGCAUCACUGUCUGCUUUCCUCCUUUUUUUAUGAAAUUCGAAGUUCUGUAACAUUAAAAGUGUACGUAAUUAAAGAUACAGCAUGACAAAUAUCUUUUAAUCAACCUUAUUUUCUCUGCUAAGGACGAGCGAAUUCUACGUGAGGGAAACAUUAAAAAUAUUAUAUGUUGGGGAAUGUAUGCAACGAACGCUUAAUCCUAAUUAAAAGAGGAAAAUUAAAAUCUACAUGUGCGCUUUUCGAACGAGGUGAAUUAUAUUGACUCGUAUUGUGAUUUAGCGUAUCAAUACUUGAUAGAUGAGGCAGAAAAAAGAUAUGGAAAAGUAAUUGCUUUCACGAGAAAUGGAAUUUUAUUUACCGAUAAUUAUGAUGGAGAUACGAAUAAGAAUAAUUCUUGAAAAUUAAAUAUAAUGUAAGUUGUAAAUG
This is a messenger RNA of Eufriesea mexicana, 4405 nucleotides long. RefSeq names its product Thrombospondin (gene Tsp). Lineage: Eukaryota; Metazoa; Arthropoda; Insecta; Hymenoptera; Apidae. The transcript is spliced from 15 exons. Gene Ontology annotation, cellular component: extracellular region. Gene Ontology annotation, molecular function: calcium ion binding. Bases 169 to 3804 code for a protein of 1211 amino acids. The record is from RefSeq and is a predicted model, not a curated record. Gene Ontology annotation, biological process: cell adhesion.